UCAUAUUUCCACAAAUAGCUGAAAGUCCCUGUAAGCUUGAAUUUGGGAAGGUUUGUGAACUAACGUGAAAGAUAUAUGAACCUUGUCUGAAACCCGUUGACUGGGAAUUGGUCGCUACAUAAUUAAAAGCAUUUAAUUGAUUUCCGAUUGUAUUACUUUGCAUAUCCAUAUUUCUGUAGGGAGCAAAUUUGUUCACGGAGCGAGAGAGUCGCACAUCAUCACCGCCAUCAGUUUUUGCGACAAAGGAAUACCGCGAAGCCGUGGCAGAGCGAAUGAGUCCAAGAACAACGUUGCUUUGUGCUAUAGUGUCAGCUGAAAUUGUACUUCUGUAACUUUGCUAGCGGGACUGGAUCAUAACUUGCCAUACAUCAAUCUGUCAAAAUCAGUUUAAAUCCAUUGAUACUAUACAAUCACACAUAGAUCUAUUAUUGUUACGAAUCGUGAUAAUGUUACUAAACGUUAGAGCUGAUUAGCUAGUUAGCAUCUUGUGAAACUGGAUGGAGCUGGCUCGCCAGCUAAGUUAAGAGAAAUAAUUUUGCCAGACGUAGUUGCAGAUUUUAAGUUGUCGACACAGCUAGGUUAUUAACUUACCUUUCUGUGGAAUCGGGCGUUCACUAUUACCAAGCUUGUUAGCUAACGUUAGCUGUCUUCACUCAAAAGCUAGCUAGCUAUAUGCAUCACUGCCAUACUGUUUGUUUAGCUAGCUAGCUGCUAGCUAGUUAGAAAUAUAAUAUGGUCUUUUGUUUUCUUUACUUUGCUAGCAUUAGCUGCGUGUAUGGUGAUAGUUAACGUUAAUUUAGUAAUAGCAACUAGCUGUUGAACUAGAAGAUAUAUAAUUUAUGUGAAAAGUAUUCGUUGUUAUAGUCGGUUUGAUUAUUGAGCGCUGCUACAAUGUCGCUCCACGGCAAGCGAAAGGAGAUCUAUAAAUACGAGGCGCCAUGGACUGUGUAUGCGAUGAACUGGAGUGUUCGGCCCGACAAACGCUUCCGCCUGGCCCUUGGCAGCUUUGUGGAAGAGUACAACAAUAAGGUCCAGCUAGUGGGUCUGGAGGAGGAAAGCUCAGAGUUUGUCUGUAGGAACACCUUUGACCACCCUUACCCCACAACUAAAAUCAUGUGGAUCCCUGACACGAAAGGGGUGUACCCUGACCUUCUGGCCACCAGCGGAGACUACCUGCGUAUCUGGAGGGUCAGUGAUACUGAGACCCGUCUGGAGUGCCUGCUCAACAACAACAAGAACUCUGACUUCUGUGCUCCGCUCACGUCCUUCGACUGGAACGAGGUUGACCCCAACCUGCUAGGCACCUCCAGUAUUGACACCACCUGCACCAUCUGGGGGCUGGAGACAGGCCAGGUGCUGGGGCGGGUCAACCUGGUGUCUGGCCAUGUGAAGACCCAGCUCAUUGCACAUGACAAGGAGGUGUAUGACAUCGCGUUCAGCCGGGCGGGGGGCGGCCGGGACAUGUUUGCGUCGGUGGGGGCCGACGGCUCGGUGCGCAUGUUCGACCUGAGGCACCUGGAGCACAGCACCAUCAUCUACGAGGACCCCCAGCACCACCCCCUCCUGCGGCUCUGCUGGAACAAGCAGGACCCCAACUACCUGGCCACCAUGGCCAUGGACGGCAUGGAGGUGGUGAUCCUGGACGUGCGUGUGCCCUGCACGCCGGUCGCCAGGCUCAAUAACCACCGCGCCUGCGUCAACGGCAUCGCCUGGGCGCCCCACUCCUCCUGCCACAUCUGCACUGCAGCGGACGACCACCAGGCCUUGAUCUGGGACAUCCAGCAGAUGCCCAGGGCCAUCGAGGACCCCAUCCUGGCCUACACCGCCGAGGGCGAGAUCAACAACGUUCAAUGGGCCUCCACGCAGCCCGACUGGAUCGCCAUCUGCUACAACAACUGCCUGGAGAUCCUGAGGGUGUAGCCUCCACGCUGGGACCGGGUGGGGAAAGGUGGAUAGAGACCAGUCAGGCCAGGACGAAGAUAACGGAAAAAAGGCAGACUGACACAGGAUCGCCGUUUCUCAGCACUCGCUGGUGAUAGUGGGAUCGUAAGUCCAGGAGUGUGUGCUGGUGUUUGCGUCUCAGGAUGUAGUGACUCAGACGUAAUGGUUCGAGGAAGGUUUUAUUGCUGUCUUAAUGAAUGUGAGUUUCAUAUAUGCAUUUGAGCGACUUAAAAAGGGUUGACGACCUAUUUGUAGGUUUCUCCGUAGCAGAAUGCCGCCCUUGAAAGAAGACUCGUGUCAGAGUUACGGCUCCUCUCUCGGCCUUGGGUUCCCUGCAUUUCCACUUUUAUACAUCGGCACUGUUUUGUAACUAUGAAGCUGGAUCCCUUGAACAUUUUAUACUCGAUACCGAUCACGUGGGGCUGGAAAGAUGUAGAUGUUACUCCCUUUAAUCUCUGUGUUUGUCAAAGGAGUGUGACCCGUCUCACAGAACCUAUGUUUAUGUGGUUUAGCCAAAAGGGCAGAGAAUACAAUUACUGAGCAGAUGACUUUUACAAAUAUAUCACAAGCUCCAUAAGUAGUAAACUGUGAUAUGUAGUGUUUUUUUAAUCUAUUUUAAUGUGAGUUAAUGUGUAUGAUCCUUUCUGUCAAAAUUCUGGGGGGGUUGAAAAGAUAAAACAUAGCUCUCGUUCCAUAGAAAACCGAUGGUAUAUGUGAAGGCAAGCAACUGAUGAUGUGGUUUCUGGUAAAUAUGCUGGUCGGGGCUGGGGUUGGCUACUAAAAUAAGAGUGCAAGUUUGUCUGAUCUGUGAGUUCGUACAUGUAUUUUUAAGUGGUGUGCCAGUCGGGUGUUAGCUAGGUCUCCAAGGCUAGUUUAUUAGCCUUCUAAUAAAACCGUUGGAGCCAAUAGUUUGGACAUUUUCGGGGGAGACGACGAAAUGAAAACUGGAGGCGCGGGGUGUCAUACGUUUUCACAGUAGUCCCCCAGUCCCCUGCCGCUCGGCCCCUCAUCCCCGGCACUCCGGAGAGGUUGAAGAGGGGGUCCCUGUUCUGGAGGUGUGGACUGGGGAGUGUGUGGUGUUGGUGACGCUGGAUGAAGGAUGCGGCCCUGGGUCCUAAUGGGCCGGAGAUUGCACUGGCAGUCUGAGAGGAGGGGGGCUUACUCUGGACAUAUGGACCAAAGGGUCGCCGGUGACAUAGUGCUGCAAAUCACAAACUUUUGUUUCUCUGUGGUUUUGUGUCCUCAUCUGUUUUGUGCUCAAUAUUUAAAGGUGAACAAUUUAGCAUGGUUGUAGUGUGAAAAUAAAUAUAUAUAUAUAUAUAUAAAUGCUUAUUUCUUUUUUCCUGAAAUUUCAAUUAGACAAUUACUCAGGCGGUCUGUGUUCUUGUUUUUCUAGCCCUUUUUGUCAUUGUGUGUAGAAUAUUUUUACUGUACAAGCCUAUCUCUCUGCAUGGCUGUGGAACUCACCCGAGUGAAAGAGUGGACUGCAGAACAGGUUAUGACCAGCACCCUACUGUAGAUGUGCAGCUGCAAAGUACCUUGUAAGUGAGGUAGAUGUUAAAACUUUGUAUAAUAUUAAUUCUGUGCAGUAGUCUGGUUCAGUGGUCUCAGCAUUACGGCAGACAAAACUAGUGACGUUUCAAAAGGUACUCAUCACCUGGUUGUACUUCUGAGGAAAAGGAAGGAUGAAAACAUGUUCCAUUCCUUGAUUAAUCUGACCUACCCUUGAAGUCCAUCUCAAGGGCUUCUUUUUGGGCCCUUCAGUACCUCAGACCUCUAGAUGAUAGGAAACCGUAUCCUAGAUUGGGCCUUUGUGUUCGGAUAGUCCUGUGGUCCCAUUUGAUCUCAAACUCAGCUCUCAGGCUCCUCACCACCAUCACUCAGGCCAGUCUGAGUUCCCUGUCCCCUUCCUCUGCAGCAAUGUGCAUUAAUAAUAAAAGGCCCCCUGUGUUGUCGCUUCUGAAUGAUUUUCUGUUCUAGUGUACUCCCCACAGGUUGCUGAAAGAGGAGUGCUCACUGAAUGUUUAUGCAUUUACUGCUGGUGCAUGUUCUUCUUUUUGCAGGGAUGGAUUCAAUUCUGUAAAAUGCUACAAAAGACAACACCGCUGUGGAAAAGGUUUUUAGUAAUGAAUGGCAUGGUUUGAAUUUAAAUUGUCUUACUUUCCACUUUUGUACUGGUAUUAAACAUGUUAUUGCUUUGAUACAUUCAUAUAGAGUCCUCUUCCACAGCGAGGUGAAUUCAUUUGUUUUUGCUAUACACUGAAGACAAUUGAGUUUGAGGUCAAGCAAUGUACAUGAGAUUACAGAUCCAAAUUUCACUUUUCUUUUCCUGGUAUUUUUAUCUAGAUUAUUAUUGUUAAACAACUUAGAAGAUAUCAGACCACCCAAUUUUUAGGUGAACAAAAGUAUUGGAACGUGACCGACAGGUGUUUCUUGUUGCCCAGAUAUGUCCUGCUAGAUUGUUAGGGCAAACAAUAAAUAGUCCUGAAUGUUGGUUUUAGCCUUGGGUUUUGCCUGUGAAGACUGCAUUUGUGUUAGAAAAGAUAAACAUGAAGACCAGAGAGCUGUCUUUGGGAGAAAAGUAAGCCACUUUGAAGCUUAGAAAAGCGGAAAUCGAUUAGAGCCAUUGCACAAGCAUUGGGGAUAACUUGGAUAAGACCUAGAACAGGUUGACCAAGGAAAACAACAGGAGUUGAUAAACAUUGUGAGAGCUGUGAAGAAAAACCUAAAAACAUCAGUCAGUAACAUCACAAACAAUCUCCACAGGACAGGGGUGAAGGUAACUCAACUUCGAGAGCAGCAAUACAGAGGUUAUAUCAGAAGAUGCAAACCACUCAUCUGUAGUAAGAAGCGGAAGGCAAGAUUGCAAUUUGCAAAACAUACAAGCUCAUCUAAUGCCACGUAAUGUAAUGGUAGCAGCAGGAUGAAUUCAGAUGUCUACAAAAACAAUCUGCCAGAAAUGCAUCCAAACUAAUUGGGAGGAACUUCAUCAUGCAACAAGACAAUGACUCAAAAGACUCAACACAACAAAGGACUUCAUUACGGAAAAAAGUGGAAGGUUUUAGACUGGUCAAGUCAAUCACGAGACCUUAACCCCAUUGAACAUGCAUUUCACCUCCUGAAGACCCUGAAACAAACAACAACCGAAAGAGGCUGUUAGCAUCACAAAAGAAUGCAACAGUUUGGUGAUGUCAAUGAGUCACAGGCUUGAUGCAGUUAUUGCAAGCAAGGAAUAUGCUACCAAAUAUUAAGUGUUAUUUACUUUCGUUUACUUAAAAUACAGUUUUUCUCACCCGAAAAUUGUGUGGUCUGAUACGAAAUGUGCUAUGUAGUUUAACACAUUUCGGUGUAAAGACCAGGAAAUAAAAGCUGAAAUUCAGAA
Messenger RNA from Conger conger (European conger), 5323 nucleotides. RefSeq names its product DDB1- and CUL4-associated factor 7. Lineage: Eukaryota; Metazoa; Chordata; Actinopteri; Anguilliformes; Congridae. The record is from RefSeq and is a predicted model, not a curated record. The transcript is spliced from 7 exons. Gene Ontology annotation, molecular function: protein binding. Gene Ontology annotation, cellular component: nucleus. The coding region runs from base 892 to 1920 and encodes 342 amino acids.